Molecule: messenger RNA, 7243 nt
Organism: Drosophila kikkawai
Lineage: Eukaryota; Metazoa; Arthropoda; Insecta; Diptera; Drosophilidae
Gene: toc
Product: toucan
Cellular component (GO): cytoplasm; nucleus
Molecular function (GO): microtubule binding
Source: RefSeq, a predicted model, not a curated record
GCAUUUUAAAGCCGUGUUUUUUUGCGUUCGUUUAAGUGUGUGUGUGUAUCGUCGUUUUACCGUUACAAUUUACGAAAACCGAAAAUAAAGUGAAACUAGUGAUAAUACAAAUAAAUGCCAAUAAUAAUUAAUGGUUAAGCAUAGCAAGCAAAUUAGUGUUCAUUAAUUGCAGAAAAAAAAACCAAAAAAGUUUUUUGCUCCGCUUCUUUAAGCUCUUUCGUUGAGCAGAAAACAACAACCGAAAAACAGCAAAGACCCCAAGAGCCGUCGGCUUUUUCCAACUGGGAAUUUUCUUAUCAGAAGCAGAAGCAACGAUUAUGGCAAAGGAUCCGGCCUCAUCUCGCAUUCCCCGUCUGGACGGCAUCUCGCGGGUUCCCAAGCCAAGUAACUUUGGCCUACCCAGCAGUGCUUUUACCACCGCCAACAGAGCAACUAACAGCAGCAACACCACCACCACUCAGCACAUCCGACCACCGAUAAGUGCGCCCAAGGCCACACAGGUUUUUCAGGCACCCGGUGAUCCUGCAAAGCCGCGUCCUGCUAGCUCAUAUGCACCAUCCUCGGCCGCUCUGCGGGAUUUGGGCAGCAGCUUGAAGAAAAGCGCCAGCGGGGAGAGAAUAAAUAAUGCAGUGAGUUUGCUGAGCAAGAGGACCACCACCGUCCUGAAAAAGUACUUUAGUCCUAAGUCAGCUCGCAUGAUGUCCGAUCCCACGGAGAUGACGAGCUCUUUGCCAGUGACCCCCCUGCCGGCGGGGAAGCAACGUGGAAUGCUCACGAAUGAUCAGUUUACGAGCAGUACACCCAUGCCACUCCUGAGAUCCGAUACCUUUGUCUGCGAGGAUGAGGAGCAAACGAAUGGCCAGAAAUUGAAGAGCACUUUCCCUCAAACCGUGGGUUUGGACUCGCCGGGCUUGGAUGAAACCAAAGUGUUGGUCAGAGAUGGCACGAGAAUAAUUGAGGAAACUCCCAGGACUAAAAACUCUCCCCUGGCGGACAUCACUCAAAUCCGAAAGCCCACUCAGAUCGGUGGGAUAAAUCACACGGCAAAGUCGACUUUGAGGAAGAUAAGCUCAAUGGAUACCACCCACGAGAUAAGGGCCAGUCUCGAGAUAACUCAAAACAAUGCCACACACGCCAUAAACUCAUCGGGGAUAAUGGGCAGAACAAUGCCAGUGAUUCAGGCCAAGGAUCUAACUAGAACCAUGGCUGGAAAUAGUUCGCCUGUGGGAAAUGUAACAAAAGUUGUUGAGGGAAUUGGAAACACUACCAAGACCUUGGAGAGUGUUGGUAACACUACCAAGACCUUGGAGAGUCUAGGAAACAUCACCGAAACAUUUGGAAAUCUCACAAAAUCGAUUGACCGAGAAUUUAAUCAAACAAAAACUUUCGAGAGAGCAGUAAACUCUACUAAAAUCAUUGAAAGUGGAGCAAAUCUCACUAAAAAUAUGGAUGAUAGAGCUGGAAAUCUCACCAAAAUAAUGAAUGCAGGACAAAAUCUCACCCAAACAAUGGAUGCUGGAUUGAAUCCAAAUAAAACCUUUGAAAAUAGAGCUAAUCUAACGAAAGUUUCGAGUGCUCGUGGGGGAAAUCUAACCAAGAGCGUCAUUGAACCUGGUGACUACACCAAGGUUAUCCACCAUGGAGCGAACCUAACCCAGAGCAUGGAUCAGUUGCCUUUGCUAGAGCACAUAUCGAUGCCAUCCGGCCUGGACACCCUGAGCUACAAGGGUGCCACCUGUCGGGAAGAGGCAAUGCACCAAGAAAUGGACGACACGCUGGACGUGACGUUGACUGCUUUGGCGCCCGAUAAGGCCAACAUGAAGCUGCCAUUGAAUUCCACCCUCAAUACGGAGAGAUUGCUGGAUAUCAGUGGAUUGCAAUCGCCGAUGCAUAUACAGCUGCUAAACUUGACACAGGAAUUGGAGCGGGAUAAUCCGAACAGGACUCAUCGUCAGUCCGGACGCAGAUCGAUACCACAGCACCCGCUCCUCUGCCUAUCCCCACAAUCUGCCACAACAACGCCGCAUGGAAUGCGGAUGAUGGGACAGGCAACUCCACAGCCCGUCCAUCUGCUUUCACCCCUUUUAAAGCAAGCACAAAGUGCUCUGGUUCUGCCCACUCGAACUCCAGACGGGGACAUAGCCAUGGAUGGUCAUAAUGUCAUUGACAAUACUCUGAUAUCCAAUUCGGGUCGGGGCAGAACCCGCUACAGUUUCGGUUUGGAUCUGCCGGAUACAACGCUGGACUGUUCCAUUGAACUGGUGGACAACUCGUUCUCCUCCUCCACCCAACUGCAGCAAUUGCAGCAGCAACUCCUGAAGAAGCAGAGCUCCUUUGAUCUGGAUGAGAGCCUGGGCAUCCUUACGCCCGAUCAGAUGAAGGAUUUCCUCGACUCGCCUCACAACAACCUUAUGCAAAACUUGGAACUGAUCCGAAUGCAUCACCCAAAUCUAAUGCAGCUGCGUAUGGAGCAGACUCCCUCGCCCGAGGAGCUACCUCUGGAUCCCAUCGAGAUCAAGUCGGAGAUUGUCAAGCAGGUGGAGGCGUCCCAGAACCAGGUGACAGCUGCCUCGCAGCAGGCUAAGCUGAGUAAUAGCUUCAUAACCAGCGUGACCAGUGUAACCAGCUUGGACACUGGCUACCAGGGCGACGGCGAGAUGUCGCGACCCGCCUCCCGAGGAGCCUGUGAUCACUCGCCCAGCAAUGGACCCCACUUGGGUCGCGUCAGUCGGCAGCCCAGCUUUCCACCUCCGAAUCCGGCGCCUUUGCGGCGUCAGGACCCAAUGACAGACUCGGACUUUUUUACCGAAUCCGAUGCGGAUGACGUGCUGCAUCGAGGCGAUCGGCGUGCCCAGGUUAUUGAUGGCCAGCUCUAUGGACCCGAUAUGAUGCAGCCGAGUGCCUCGGUGCCCCAGAUGGAGGACUCGUGCAUGGAGUCCUCGGGCAUAUUUACGGACGUGGAGAACCGCUGUGACGAGGAGAUGCGUCAGCCGGAGUUGGAGGUGGAUGUGGAUAUGUCGCCGGAUGACUCCACGCAGACCAUGCGAAAAGGUCAAGGUCAGCCCACUCCCAAUAGCUCCCAGCAGAAUCAGCUGGCACCGCAGCAGCGUCCACCGAGCAGCUGUCUCUCUUCCUCCUCGGCGGCCACCACGCUCUCCAAUCGCACCUCUUACUGCAGCGUCGACGGCGGCAGCGCACGAAGCUUUUGCGACGAAGCUUUCUCAGCAACAGCGACGCCGGCGGCGGCGGCUAAUGCUGGCCGAUCUCCGGCAGCGGUUUCAGUUCAAAAUUCAACUUCGCCGCGUCCACACGCUUCACUGUCGUCGCUCUGUACGGUGGAGAAUUUCCGCGGUUCGGUUUCCUCGAACUCUUCGAUCGCCUCACCCAAAUCCUGCAAAUCGGGCAGCAAAAGCGUUGGCAAAUCGCGCGGUUUGAAAUCGCCAAAAUCACCGCUGAAUCGUAAACAGCACACGCCCAACAAAUGGGAUGCCGUGAUGAAUAAAAUUGCCAGCAACAAGUCCCUGAUCAAGACCAACUACAACGAUGUGAAGUCAAAGGUGUCCAGCACUCGGGUCAUGUCACCGGGUUCGAGUUCGGUUUCCGCUUCGGCCUCGGGUUCGGGUUCGGGUUCCGUGUCCGUUUCCGUUUCCGCUUCCGUUUCGAGUUCGCGCGCCAGUCCUAGCAAUGUGAGUGCCAGUGCCCGGCGUUCGCCUUCGGCCACGCCCAAAGUGCCGCCCAAAGUGCUCCUGGUCAAGCGAUCGAGCAGCAGUAGCCCCUCAACCGCCAAGGCCGCCACCGCCACCGCCACGCCGCACUCGACCCCGCCAACGCGGCAGCCACUGGAUAAAGGCUCUGUUGGCAGUGGGUCGCGUGCCGGCAAGUUGCCCAACUCACCCACCUCAACCACAUCGCCGCCCGCCAAGAGACUGCAGUCGGCGACCCUCGCCAGUCGUAAUCACUCGUACAGCAAAGACAACCACAAGAGUUCGCAUAGCGACCUGAGUUUGUUGUGCAAUGCCACUAGCGGAGUCACUGCCUCAUCAGGACCACCUUCGGCGUCUGUUUCUGGAAGCGGAUCACCGAAACUAGUGGCAAAAACUCCACUGCGAGCUGCCAAAAAGCGGGAUGUGCGCAAUCUGAGCAUAUCGCCAACCGAUCUGGGUCCGCCACCAAAAACACAGCAGACGGCCAAGGGACAAUCCACGCGCACCAAAUCAUCAGCCACGCCCACGCCCACAUCAAUACAUAAACGCUUGAAUGGCACGACACCAACCAGUGCCACCAAUGGCAGCAGCAAUAUUAAAGGAGCGGCCACCAAAGCCGCCGCCGCCGCCACAAUUAAGCAGACACAACAAACAGCCAAACUUAAAUCAAUGACGAUUAUUAAAAGCACCGCCAUUGCCGCCGUUUCCGAGGAAUCCCUGCGUUCUGGCGUGGAUCAAACCGAGCUUCAGGAGCUGAACAAUGGCCCAACGCCGAGCGGAUGCCCAACGCCACCAGCAGCGAGGGACUCGAAACGUUCGUCCAUUGGCAGCGAGUUGCCCUGCGAGACGGAGGCCAAGCUGAAGAAGUGCGAGAAGGAACAGGAAUCCAAGGAGCCUUCCCCGGUAUCCCAGGAGGCAAGCGCUGAUAGCAACCCAGUCACUUUCUCUUGUACAAAUGAGUUUAAACCCAAAUCGGAAGACAUUCAGCCUACUAUCAGCUCGCUUACAAUAAUGCCCGAUCCCUGCAUUGACAUUAUCAACCAGUAUCCUGCCCUGAAACCAUAUACGGAGAAUGGGAUCGUGGACUAUGCCCGCUUGGCCAAGUUAUUUGAGGAAGUCCAGCACGAGCGACUCGAAGAGCACCGCAAACUCAUGGGUCUUGCCGUUCUAGUGCAGUUUAUGUCGCAAAAGCUAGAUACGUUUGGCUGCCAGGAGACCAAAGAGCAGUGUGCCCGAGCCAAGGGAACACUGGAGGAGACGAUUUUAUUGCUGCAACUAAAGCAGAACGACUGCGAGCAGCUGCGCGAGGAACUGCAGGCCAAGGAUCUCGAGUGGGCGCAGCGCCAGCAGGAGCAGGAGCAUCUGCAUCGCACUGAACUGAAGCAAGCCGAAGAGAAAGUAAUGGAGGUACAAAUGCUUGCCAAACAAAGGUUCUGCGAACUUGAAUCCCAACUGCUGGCCAAGGAUGAGGAGAACAAACAGGUGCAACAGGCCUAUCACAAUGAGGUGUCCAACAAGCUAGCCCUCAAGCAGGAACAACUGAGCACGGCUGAACAAAAGAUCCUGGAUCUGGAGGCCCGCCUUCAGAAGUCGGAGACGCAGAAGCAGGAGAUGCAGGAGAAACUCCUGCGCAAGGAGAACUCCCAUGCCAUCCGCCUGUCGGAGGCCAAUCAGCGCGAGCAAGAGCUCAGCGAACGGGUCAAGAGUCUAACCAAGGAGCUGAAUAGUUUGAAGGCCAGCAAGGAGAACAACGAGCGCGACCUGAGGGAUCGCCUGGCACUCUCCCAGGAUGAGAUCUCAGUGCUGCGCACCUCCUCGCAACGCCGAAGUCCCUGCACCAGUCUCCCAGAUACGGCCAGUGCUGAGGUCAGCCGAUUGACCAGCGAGGCCGACAGCCUGCGCUGUGUCCUCGAGCUGAAGCAGGCGGAGAUCUCCGCCCUCAGCAAGGCUCAGGCGGAAUACAUUCGCGAAAGCGAGGAACGCAGCAAGCUGAGCAGCCGCGUUGCACUCCUAGAAGCUCAGAAUGAGAUGAUGCGUACAGAACUGGAAGCCAAAACGGAAAAAGAGAAGGAAUCACAACAAAAGGUAGAAGAACUGGGCAAGUCCGUCGAAUUUGAGAAGAUGAAGCUCACCAAGCUGACGUACGCCAAGGAGGAACUCCAGUACCACCUGAAGCAGCGCUCCGAGCAGCUCCAAGCAGCCGAGAUCAAGAUACACGAACUGUCCAUCAGCUCUCAGGACAACAGCCUGCUGAAUUCCAUGCACAGUCGCUGCUCCUUGGGCCGCAGCAGCCUGGAGUUCUCCGGCACCACAUCUUCGCCCACUUCGCCGGUGAUGAAGGGCAUGAUCGAGCGCAACGACUCGGUCAGCUGGACCCUGGAGAUCGACGACGAAGCGCCGAAAGGUGGGCCCGCCAAGAUUGUGCGGAGAUCGGGCUCUCUAAGGUGUAACAGCGAGCGUUGCGUCAUCCAGAGGCGACAGACUGUGGGUCAAAAUGGUCACUCGAACGGCGCUGGCACCAAUGGCGGCUCUUCGCCGGCUCAUCCCAAUCCUCUAAGCCAGAGCAUGUCGGCCACGACCCUGCUAAGGACUGCUGGCGAGCCAGAGGGACACCCUGUUUCCCGAACUCGAUCUUUCUCUGUGUGCGCCAAGGACUCGGCCUCCAGCUCUGGAGUCUGCGUUUCACCUGCCAUCCGGCGGCCGAGACAAUCGGACGGACUAACACUGCCCGACUGGAAUGAAGAUGGCCCGUUGUGCUCCAGCUCGCCACAGCCACCGUCUUUGGAGGUGCGUCCGCGCAGCUCCACCAUGAAGCUAAUGUCGAAUGAGACCAAGAAGUUCCAGGAGAUCCAGGAGUCCGCCGGCGAGGCCAUGGUCUCAGGUGCCAAUUCCGAGGACGAGAGCUGCUCGACAUCCUCCGAGGAUAUGAUGCGCAGCUCAUCCGCAUCGAGCACUGCUUCGGGGGGAUCGCUAUUCAAGAUUCCCAAGCAGCCGCCAUCUCGGAUGUCCAUCGAGGAGGCCCUACCGUGCACACCGAUGGAGGUUAGCUGGUCAGAGGACGCCGCCGCCGAAGCCAGCGGACUGGCAUGACAUGGUGCCUACGAGGAGCCGAUCGACCAGAUCGGCCACAUAGACCAGAUCGCCGAGGCAGCCGAAGAGGCUUACGAGAGCGAGAACAGCGAUGAUAGCUUUUAAAGCGAGAGCGUGAGAAACCCAUGUUUGUUCAACAAAUACAGUUGCUGAUGGCAGGGAGUCGCCACUGGCCGCGCGGAGGACUCGGAGAUUUAAGGGUGCGAAGCAUAGCUUGGCGUUUUCACUUCUAUAAGAACCCGUAUAUAUACGAACAAAAUAUGUAUCGCUAUUCGUACGUUCUUAAAUUCGUUUGUGUAAAUAUUUGCAUUUUGAACCAGCUCAUUUACUAUAAACAUAAACAAUACUUAUACCAAUUAGUCGAGCACACAGCAAGCGAAGCCGUCACAGCAACAAUUUCGGGGAGGGGGAUAAAAAACAAUAAAAGUAAAGUGAACAUUUUAAAGGGA